ACGCCUACGAUGUCGGAAUCUGACAUACCUGCACGAUGUUUAGGUGAAACUGGAGCAUUGAGUUUUAAAACGCCUACGUCCCAAGACUAUAAAGAGACACAAGAACUUGAAUCAAUACUUGUCAGCAUGAAUAUUUUUGAGACGAUUGAUGAGAUUGCUCAACGCCGAGAAGCUCUGGUUCGUCUUCAGGAAAUAUCAAAUAAAUGGAUAAGGAAGAAAGCCCUUGAACAAAACCUCCCUCCUCAUGUUGCAAACUCGACGACAGGGAAGAUUUUUACCUUUGGUUCUUAUCGAUUGGGAGUCAAUUUUUGCGGUGCCGAUAUCGAUUCCCUCUUGGUCGUCCCAAGAUUUAUCACAAGAGAAGAGUUCUUUGACGAAUUUAAAUGUGUAUUGGCCGAGAAUCCUUAUGUUGAGGAUCUGUAUGCCGUUGUGGAUGCGUUUGUUCCUGUUCUUAAAAUGAAAUUUAUGGACGUUCAGAUUGAUUUACUUUUUGCUCAAAUCGAUUUAAUGUCAGUCUCUGACAACUUCAAUCUGUGCGAAAAUACCGAGCAACUCUUAAGAAACAUGGACAGCAGAGAUGUUCGUAGUAUUAAUGGUGUUCGGGUCACAGAAGAUAUGCUAAAUUUAGUAUAUAGAAAAGAUACAUUCAAAACUGCCCUUAAGGUAAUUCGAAUUUGGGCGAAGAGACGGUGUAUAUAUUCUAAUUCUCUUGGCUUCCUUGGUGGCGUAAGCUGGGCGAUAUUAGUCGCUAGAGUUUGUCAACUCUACCCUCAUGCCACUCCUUCCAUGAUUGUUUGCCUAUUCUUUACUAUUUUCAGUCAAUGGCCUUGGCCUAAACCGGUUAGAUUGAGGGAAACGGAGCAUAUUCCAUCGCUCUCAUUAUCAGUCUGGGAUCCAAGAGUAAGUCUAAACCUCUGGUUUAUAUAA
Protopolystoma xenopodis is the source of this 927-nucleotide messenger RNA. The record is from the annotation of a GenBank genome assembly. NCBI's taxonomy places the organism in Eukaryota, Metazoa, Platyhelminthes, Monogenea, Polystomatidea, Polystomatidae.